This is a messenger RNA of Vespa crabro (European hornet), 4549 nucleotides long. It is a transcript of the gene Mad, whose product is annotated as protein mothers against dpp. Lineage: Eukaryota; Metazoa; Arthropoda; Insecta; Hymenoptera; Vespidae. Gene Ontology annotation, cellular component: heteromeric SMAD protein complex. Bases 289 to 1695 code for a protein of 468 amino acids. Gene Ontology annotation, molecular function: I-SMAD binding; DNA-binding transcription factor activity, RNA polymerase II-specific; RNA polymerase II cis-regulatory region sequence-specific DNA binding. The record is from RefSeq and is a predicted model, not a curated record. Gene Ontology annotation, biological process: BMP signaling pathway; anatomical structure morphogenesis; SMAD protein signal transduction. The transcript has 3 exons.
GUGGAUAAUAUUGUAUCGACAUAAAAUUUACUUAGAUGAUUAUCAAAUUCGUAAGAAUCGUCAUCGCGCCAUUAAGUAAGCUCUAAAGUCGAACGCGAGAAGAAUCGAUACGCGGUUGUAGGCGCUUUUAGUUAUUUCGCGAUGGCGAAAGCGUGGCGUCGAGUCACUCUUAAUGGGAGAGAGAUUUUGUAAAAACAAUGAUGCUAAAACGGUAGCAUGUGGUACACCAUAGUUCGAAGAGAGAAUUAAAAAAAUCAUUGACAGAACCAAUAUAUAAAUAUUUUAAACAUGGAUGAUGAAGAAGGUUCAUCGAGUUCUGGACCUAUGUCUUCACUAAACAGUUUAUUUUCUUUCACUAGUCCAGCUGUGAAAAAAUUGCUUGGCUGGAAACAAGGAGACGAAGAAGAGAAAUGGGCAGAGAAAGCAGUAGAUUCUUUGGUAAAGAAAUUAAAGAAAAGAAAAGGCGCGAUAGAGGAAUUGGAACGGGCCUUAAGUUGUCCUGGCACACCAAGCAAGUGUGUAACGAUACCAAGAAGCUUGGAUGGUAGAUUGCAAGUAUCUCAUCGCAAGGGACUACCGCAUGUAAUUUAUUGUCGAGUAUGGAGAUGGCCAGAUUUGCAAUCUCAUCAUGAAUUGAAACCACUUGAAUUGUGUCAAUAUCCAUUUUCUGCUAAACAAAAAGAAGUUUGCAUUAAUCCUUACCAUUACAAGAGAGUGGAAAGUCCUGUGCUUCCACCAGUACUCGUCCCAAGGCAUUCAGAAUAUGCCCCUGGACAUUCUCUACUACCAUUUCAACAAUUAGCAGAACCAACCAUGCCACAUAAUGUAUCUUAUUCAUCCAGUGGCUUUAAUGCAAGUUCUACCACUGGUGUAAAUCCAACUUCUCCUAUGUCUUCUGUUGGCUCUGUACCUAGUCCAGGAAGUACUACUUCGCCGAAUCCACAAAGUCCUUACGGUACAAAUGGAUUACCAGAAACACCACCGCCGGCAUAUUCCCCUCCAGAAGAUGGUUCACAACCUGGUCAAUCUCCUCCACCAGAUCCGGUGGCAAUGGACACAGGUGGUCCUGCUGAAGUAGCACCAGUGUGUUAUCAAGAACCACUGUAUUGGGCCUCUAUUGCAUACUAUGAGUUAAACUGUAGAGUAGGAGAAGUUUUUCAUUGUCAAUCUCAUUCUAUUAUAGUAGAUGGUUUUACGAAUCCAAGUAAUAAUUCUGAUCGUUUUUGCUUGGGCCAAUUGUCUAACGUAAAUCGAAAUUCUACUAUUGAAAAUACUAGAAGACAUAUUGGAAAAGGAGUACAUCUCUAUUAUGUCGGUGGAGAAGUUUAUGCAGAAUGCCUUUCAGAUUCAGCUAUAUUCGUUCAAUCUAGAAAUUGUAAUCAUCAUCAUGGUUUCCAUCCUAGUACAGUUUGUAAAAUUCCUCCAGGUUGCUCGCUCAAAAUAUUUAAUAAUCAAGAAUUUGCUCAAUUAUUGUCACAAAGUGUCAAUCAUGGAUUCGAAGCUGUGUAUGAAUUAACAAAAAUGUGUACAAUCAGAAUGUCUUUUGUAAAAGGAUGGGGUGCAGAAUAUCAUCGGCAAGAUGUUACAUCUACACCUUGUUGGAUAGAAGCACAUUUACAUGGGCCUUUGCAAUGGUUGGAUAAGGUGCUAACACAAAUGGGUUCACCACAUAAUGCUAUAAGUUCUGUGUCAUAGAUUGUAUACUGGUUGAUAAUACAAGCAGAAAAAACCAUUAGUGGUAAUAGAUAAGUGAGUUUUAGUGCAGAAACAUACAAAUCAUGUGGAUUAUACAAGAGAUAGUGUUUUCAGGAAAGUGUUUAGAGGUGUAAGUGUCAAAGAUGGUCACUUAUUGUGACAUGUUUAAUUUCAGCAUAAUUAAAAAUGUUGAAGAAAUAUUUUAAAGAUAAUGAACAAUUAUAAAAAUUAGAUAGAUGGAGAGUGAUUGUUGAUAUAUAAAAGUUUCAUAAAUAACGUGGUAUACGUUUAGAGUUAUACCACAUUUUGGCUGUUAUGUAUGGAGAAAAUUAUAGUAGAAAUAGGAUAUCUUAUAUACAUAUGAGGAAUAUUUUUCAAAUCUAUUAACAGUCAUAAUACUUUAUUUUAUAUGGGAAAUUGUUCUGAAGAUAUUCGCUACUAGCGUACUGCAAAUGCUUUCCUAGAUGAUCUUAAGGGACAAUAUAAAAAUGAAGUUCAAGCACAAGUUAUCUAUCAAGUGAUAGAAGAAAGUAAUUUCCUAAAUCAAUAUAAAUACCUAUUCUUUAGAGCUGAAUAUGUUAACCUGAUUUUAAAUCAUUUCAAAUCAUGUAUAGAUAUAAUUAUACAUAUAUAAGUGUAGGGAUAGAGAUUACAAUCAGAAAUUCAUGUUUGGCUCUAAAAUUGGUACGUAUCGUACGAAAGUUAUACAUUAAAUAUAUAAUACUCUAUUGUCCAAUCGUUCGAAUUAUAAUAUGCGUGCUUUAAAAUUACAACUUAUACUUAACAAGGAUUAGAUUACCCAAACUUAUCAUUAUAAUCAUAAUCCUGAAAUAAGAGUAAUUAAUUUUGUCAUUACUGAUUACAAUGCAAUUGAUACUUCGAUAUGAAAUGCUGGAUGCUGAUCUCACGUUGACACUUUAAAGUUAACUGCAUCUAAUAAUCUAUUGAAACUUUAAAUUUAGUAAUCCUUGGAAGGAUUACUUUUUGUGCAAGCUUCCCUAACAUUUUAUGUAUGCUAUGCUAUGUUGGUCGUGUGACCAUAACUCAAUAAUGAAUUAAGUAAUAUUUUUUAAAGUAAGAUUUCCCUUUACAAACCAAUGAGAGAGUGAGAUAAAUAUAUAGAACUGUCAUAUGGAUUCUUCAAACCUUAAAUGUUUUAAUAAUUUUUGGUAAAAAUUUGACAUACGUGAUGCGUAUAUAUAAAUUGUAAGUACAAGAAGUAUUUUCUGAGAUAACCAUAUAGUUCAAUACUAUAUUAAAAUUAUCUCUUAAGAUAAUACAGUAUAAUUUGUGUAAUAUUAAUAAAAUGAAAGAAUUAUUUUUUUAAACAUUCUUUUUCUCUUUCUAAAAAAGGGAAUUCUGACUUUAAAUAAAUAAUUUAUAUAUAUAUAUAUAUAUAUAUAUAUAUAUAUAUAUAUAUAAAUAUAAGCUCCUUUCACUUUUUAUUAUAUAACGAGCCAGGAAUGUCGUAUGAAUAAUAAAAUGAAAGUGCAAUAGAAAUAGUAAAUUUUUAAGUUUGGCCAUGUUUAAGAAAUAUUUUGUAUCAUGUAAAAGUUAUACUACAGAUGUGUUGAAAUAGGUGAUUCUUUUUUAGAAAUUUUUAUGACAAAUAAUUUUCUUUUAUAUCGUUUUAAUCAAAAUGUACAUAAUUAAUGUUAAGUUUCAUUUAAGAAUAACACACACUUAAUGAUGUUUGUAUUUCGACAUAGAUUUAGACGCAUUUCUGGCUUAUGAACUGCUAUUACUUUUUAUGUAUAUUCUGUGUACUUUUUGAGUAUAAGUUUAGGAAAAGUCGAACACGUUACAUGAUUUAAAAUAAGAAUAUCGUACGACCGUGAAACAGAAAUCACUGCCGCUUGUUAAAUAACACUCGUUUGCCGAUGUGUCUAGCUGUGAUUCUUUGCUACCAAAAUUAGCAAACUACGAUCGGGAGAUCAACAAUUAAGAAAAUUUGCCAACAUAACGAAAUAAAAAACGUAAAGAGAGACUGAAAUAUACAAGAUUUUCAUAACGACAGUUAUACAAGAGAUUGUGACAAUAAUCGGUAAUUACAAGAACAACAUUUCGCCAACAAUACUAGAUACAAUCUUGUUUGCCUUACAUUUUCAUGUAAUUGCCUGUUAAGCCUCGACGUUAACAGAACAUUUUUAAGAAUGAAUUAUAUUCACCAUCAAUAUCGAUAAAAUAUUAUAAGAUUGAACAUGCGUUUAUGUGUAUUGAGCUUAUAGCAAUCGAAAUAAGCACGAUGCUUCGUCGCAACAUGUAUGUACAAUUACCGCACCGUACUGUAUACUAAGAGCUUUAAAUUACGUUCUUGCAACUCUCUCAUUUACUUUAUUAAUUGAAAUAUAUACAUUGAAUCCUUUUUGUAAGACCCGAUUACAAAUCAUCUGCAUUAUUCUUAUGAAAGUAUACUAAUAAGCCUUACAAUUUGAAAGUAUGUAAAUCAAAGAUGCGUGGAAGAAAUUGUCUAUUUAUUCUGUUAGAAUUAGCAUAGCUUAUAUGCUGCCCAUAUUUGUGCCUUGAGAAUGCUUCUUAUAUUAUCGUAUAUAAACUUAUACAUUAUAUAACAGAAAAUUAUAGCAUAGUUUUUCAUGAAAACAAAAACUAUGCUUUGUUGGAAGCAUUUUUUUGCUCUUAACGAACAUGGCUAAUUUAAAAUGAAAAUUUCAACUUGACAAUAUCGAUGGCCUCAAAAAAGAUAUAGAUGUAUUUAUAUAUAACUGUAUAUAUAGAAGUGUAUUAAUGCAGAAAGUGAUUUGGGAACGGGUUUGUAAUUCAAUAAUGGCAGUCAUUGUAAAUAAAUAUAAUUAUUGGUGUGACGACACGCCUUCGGAAUCCAUUCCACGUUUAA